CAACAGCCAAACACCAACUCAAUACAGUUAUUCCGUGUUAUAUAAAUUUGCUUACAUUUCUUCUGCCUAUAACCAAACCAAUUAAAACAAAUAUUACAACAAAAUGCAAACCAUUUCUUACAAACAUACCGCGGAAAGGCUAGAUUAUUCGGCACGGCAGUUAAUGGCCGGAAACACUGUCGUCGGUGGCAAUCAGAUCCGGAGAAAUAAUCGUCUAUCGUCGUCGUCUGCGUCUAGGAUACGGCCAAAUUGUACUUGCUCGAGUCGUCCCGGUUUAGUAAGGUGUAGCCGGCAUGGGUAUGUUGUGCCUGGUGAUAAUAAGUUGAAGAGACAUCAUGCUAAUAAAGAGAUAUUAAGGAGGGCUUUGUCGCCGCCGAACCGGAAGAUGACUCUACGGUGGUGGAAUUUCCAACCGACGCCUAGUCGGCUCUCUAACAUGUCUAUGGCUUGAGUUGCAGUCCAUGUGCUUCCUUCUGGAUUUGAAUUCCUUCAGUACGUUAGAUUUUUUUUGUUUAGAUGAUGAGAGUUGUAAAAUACUAUUUUUUUAAAAGAAGUUUUUUUAUCAAAACGACUCUAGAAAUAGAAUAAAAUUAAAGAAAAUGGAAAAAAAAAAAUAUUCAAUUAAUCUUUGCUUAGGUGGAUUUGGUUCCGCCUAUUCUGUUCGGUGAGUGGAGAUGGAAUAUAAUGUAAUGUAAUUAAAUACAUUUUUAGUGUAAUACAGAUGCAAUUUUAGCUAUU
Messenger RNA from Jatropha curcas, 738 nucleotides. RefSeq lists its product as hypothetical. The record is from RefSeq and is a predicted model, not a curated record. NCBI's taxonomy places the organism in Eukaryota, Viridiplantae, Streptophyta, Magnoliopsida, Malpighiales, Euphorbiaceae.